Saccharomycopsis crataegensis is the source of this 1116-nucleotide messenger RNA. RefSeq lists its product as uncharacterized. Bases 1 to 1116 code for a protein of 371 amino acids. The record is from RefSeq and is a predicted model, not a curated record. The transcript has a single exon. Lineage: Eukaryota; Fungi; Ascomycota; Saccharomycetes; Ascoideales; Saccharomycopsidaceae.
AUGUUGGCCUUACAAAACGUCGCCUUUGCUUCUACCCUUUUAUUUAGCUUGGCUAAAUCUCAAUAUAUUUACACCACCACUGUUGUCAACACCGCUACUGGUGAACAAGUAUACACUGUCACUAAUGAUGAUGCCGUCACCUUGAGUGCUGCCGCUGCCGUCGCCAGCAGUGUUGUUGAAGCCCUUUUCGCUUCUGCUUCUUCCGAAUCUGCCCUUCCAGCCGCCAGCGACGCUGCUUCUCUUGCCGCCGCCGCCGUUGCCGGUAACGCUCAAAUAUCUUCUGCUGCCGCUUACCUUGCUUCCGUCGCCUCUCAAGCUUCUGUUGACGCCGAGGUUUCCAGUGUUGCCAGCGCCGCCAGUGCUGCUGAAGCUUCUGUUUCUUCUGCCAGUGUCGCCAGUGCUUCUGCUGCCUCUGUCGCUUCUGUUGCCUCUGCUAGUGAAGCCGCCGCCGCCGCCGCUGCCUCUGUCGCUUCUGUUACCUCUGCUAGUGAAGCCGCCGCCGCCGCCGCUGCCUCUGCCACUGAAGCCUCUGCCACUGAAGCUUCGGCUUCUGAUGCUUCUGCCUCUGCUACUGAUGCUUCUGCCUCUGCUACUGAUGCUUCUGCCUCUGGUAGCGACGCUUCUGCCUCUGCUACUGAUGCUUCUGCCUCUGGUAGCGACGCUUCUGCCUCUGCCACUAACUCCUCUGCCUCUGGUAGCGACGCUUCCGCCAACACCAUCACUGCCACCACCACCGACUCUGCCGCUGCUACUGAUGCCGCUUCUGAAUCAUCUUCUGAAGCCAUUUCCGCUGGUGUCAACGGUACUGCCGUCACCACCACCCUCUCUGGUAACAGCACUGAAUCUUCCUCUUCCAGCAUCACUUUGAAGACUUUGACUAACGGCUUCAACUUGAAUUCUACCUCUACCUCUACUGACUCUUCUUCUUCCUCCUCCUCUACCGACUCUUCUGAUUCCUCUUCCUCUUCUUCAGACGACAGUUCUGACUCUUCUUCUACCGAAACCUCCACUGGUUCUUCUUCUUCCUCUUCAUCCACCUCUACCAGUAAGGGCGCUGCUGCUAAACAAGUUGUUGGUGGUGCUGCUGGUAUCUUCGCCUUGUUGGCCCUUCUCUAG